AUGUCUUCUGACAAUGAGUGUCGAUCGGCGGUGGUUGGGCUAGUUGACACCGAAAUCCGACCUCUGUUGUCCGUCUCCCUGCCGAUCCAUACUUUGCCGGUGGAGGUCCUUAUCCAGAUCUUCCAACAUUUUCUUCCGUCGCACGACUCGUUCAUCGACAGGACUGGCAGCUUGAAAUGUCCCUGGGCGCGUCUGAUUUGCGUCUGCCGACGCUGGUGCGCCCUCAUCAGGAACACAGCUUGCUUCUGGACGGACAUCGACGUCCGAAGCCGGGAGACUCGUUGGCUUGAAGUAGCUUUGUUCCGUUCAGGAGGUGCUCCGAUACGCAUAGUGCUCUGGCACAACUUCGAAGCGGUCGUGCCGUUGUUGCUGAAGCAUGUGUAUCACAUCGAAGGGCUGAGCUUCAGGGAGCCGAUACACGAGUCUUUCGUCGCGCCAUUCCUAUCCCGGUCGUUCCCCAUCCUCAAGCACCUAGAACUCUCGGCGGAGAGAUCAUCGCACCCCCCUCUCUUCCCCACCCUCAGCAGUAGUCGUCUCCAAACCCUCACAACAUUAGUCCUCACACGGGUGUCUUUGCCUUGGACCCCGUCUCUCUUCUCCGGCCUUGAAUCCCUAUCUCUGACACAUUGUCGACUCUCAACUCCUCCUCUACCCUUUGCCGAUUUCCUCGAUCUGCUGGAGCACGGCCAGAAGCUCCGGCAGCUGCGCUUGGAACACUUUCUCUCCGUUGCACUAUCUCCCCAGACCGUCGUUCCACUCCAGCAUCUGGUCACACUCCCUGAGCUGCAACAUCUCGUCUGCCACGACCUGCCCGCUCAUGUUGCUCAGCUCAUGACACACCUCCAUACCCCUGCAAUCUCCUCCAUUGAGCUUCAAGAAGCGCGAGACGAUCCCAACAACUUUGCCGGCGUCGAUACCACCCUGACGGCCAAAUUGCUCCCCGAAGAUCUCACACGAGUUCCCGCCCUGCAAGCUAUCUCCUCUCUCCACUUCACUCACUGGGCCGGGCAGAGAUUACUCAGCUGCGCUGGCUCCAUCAAGCUUCAAAUGUCCGUCAACGAACACCUCUCCAUCUGGGAUAUGGAGCCGGAACUACUCCGGUUGCCUAUGGUCUUCGGAACUGCGUUGACCGAUCUGCGUCUCAACGGCAUACUCAGUUUUUCCGCCACCACCUGGGACAUCCUGUUCGACGCCUUCCCGACGUUGCAGACGUUGUCCCUGAACGACUAUGGCUGGGCACCUGAGCCAACAAUGGUCGACGACCUGUUCCGCUCCCUCCAAAGCGCCUCCAAUUCUUAUAGCGACAACGCCAGGGAUCCGGAGAUCGGGGAGGUACACUGCCCGGUUCGCUGUGCGGUUUUGAAGGAGCUCACGAUCGACCCGGUGUGGUGGAUACCAAGGACUGUGGUGGCGGUCCUGGAGUGCUUGCGGUCUCGCGCUGCGAGCGGGACACCAAGGCUGGAGCACCUAACGUUGAGGACACGCGACCCGGGCCCCGUUCGCAGGGGGGUCGAGGAGCAUCACGUUGACCGGCUUCGUGAACUUGUCGACCAGUUCGUCCUUGCGAAGGAGACCUGACCACGCGCGGCCACUUGGCUGCGCGGUCGACGGAGGGCCACUGUUCUCGUAGCUGAAUUUGAUCCUCCUUAGCGAUGCGCAGUGGUACAAGAGUGUUCAUACCAGGAAGACUCGUUUUUCACUCAUAAUGUAAGCUACAUGCGAGAGUGUUAUGAGGGGGCCAUGUGUUAUCCGAAUCAAUGCUGUCGACUCAAACUUAGUCUCCGUGGCUGACUAUAUAGGAGAUGACAGUCGAUCUACGUAUAUAAC
Molecule: messenger RNA, 1827 nt
Organism: Trametes versicolor FP-101664 SS1
Lineage: Eukaryota; Fungi; Basidiomycota; Agaricomycetes; Polyporales; Polyporaceae
Exons: 2
Coding region: 1-1578 (525 amino acids)
Molecular function (GO): protein binding
Source: RefSeq, a predicted model, not a curated record